Messenger RNA from Solanum stenotomum, 608 nucleotides. RefSeq names its product protein NUCLEAR FUSION DEFECTIVE 6, mitochondrial-like. The transcript is spliced from 3 exons. Bases 57 to 353 code for a protein of 98 amino acids. Gene Ontology annotation, cellular component: mitochondrion. The record is from RefSeq and is a predicted model, not a curated record. NCBI's taxonomy places the organism in Eukaryota, Viridiplantae, Streptophyta, Magnoliopsida, Solanales, Solanaceae.
UGAGAACCUAAAACCCCAACAAAGCCCUUUUGCCUCUGCUAGUAGCCUCAACAAACAUGGCCACUAUCACCGCCAGGUCCCUCCUCCGCUCCGCCACUUCCUCCGGCCGAACAGCCGCCGUUAGACUUUCCGGAGGCUCCAAGCCGAAGGUCUCCUCCUCUCCUUUUCGUAUCCCUUCACAGAAACCCCUCGCCGCUCGCAUUUUCAGGUUACCUGUUGAAAUGAGUUGUGUAAGUGUUGAAACGAUGUUUCCAUAUCACACUGCUACGGCUUCAGCAUUGCUGAAUUCAAUGUUAUCUGCUACUCCUAGAAGCUAUGGUUGGACUCUUGAAGAUUGCAACGAUGAUUUAUGAUGAAUGUCAGAAGGUUCAAGCAAGGAUUUACCAUGCAGUCUAUGGACUAAGAGAAUGUCUAAACGUAGCGCACGACAGGUGCUCCAAAGAAACAUAUGUUUUCUCCUGUAACUUUCAUUUGAUUUUUGUUCGAAAUGAAUACAUUUGUUGUAAUUUUGAUGCUGACCUGACCCCAACUUCAGUGAAUUCUGGAUCUUACUGGAGUCUUGUUUUAUUACUCCAAGUAUUUAUAGAGUUGAACCACUCAUGACUCAA